Molecule: messenger RNA, 3381 nt
Organism: Punica granatum (pomegranate)
Lineage: Eukaryota; Viridiplantae; Streptophyta; Magnoliopsida; Myrtales; Lythraceae
Source: RefSeq, a predicted model, not a curated record
GUCCUUGACUCCCAAUCAAUCCUCAUCUCUCUCUUUCUCUCUCUUCGGCCUGUCGUUUUCAUUCGGCAAAUUGGGACUGCGUCUGCUUUUGGAGGAAAAGCGUUGGUCUUUGUGUUUGUGGUGAUUCAGAUAUGCACAUUCCAUCACCUCCCCGGCAUAACCCCGUACCCUCCAUAUUAGUAUACCCUUUGAGGAGGAGGAGGAAUCGCCAUUAAAUGAAUCUUCCCCUCAUCUUAUCUUCAUCCGUACUCUGAGCCCUAAUCUCUGUCUGUCGCAGUUUCAAGCUCUACUCCCUUCCCUGCUCAUUGCCGGAGCUCUGUUCUGAGCUUGCAGGGCGGAUAAAGAGAACCGUUUUGAUCCAUGUCGGUGCCAGGAGCUUGGCCUAAUCAGUCCCGCAGCGCCCGAUAGCAUUUCCUACUGAUUGCCCGCCUGAUUUGGCUGCCGUAAAACCCUACUACAGAUGGACACCCCGCCAGCGGAGGAGCUCCUUAAGAAGAUCCAGGAGCUCGAAGCUGGCCAAGCUCAGCUCAAGCAGGAAAUGUCGAGUCUCAGGCUGUCCGAUCCCAGGCCCCACCACCACACCCGCCAGAGGUCCCACUCGAUAUCCCCCCAGCGGACGAGGCUGGCAGCGGCUGCUAUCACGCGGCGGAGGAGCGGUGGAAUCGAGACCCGGACGGCUUGGCGGCAGGGCUCGGCCUCGUUCUCCCACUCCUCGCCGCUGCAGAGAGAGAGCCGCAGCCUCGAUCCUCCGAAUGAGGAAGGCGGCGACGACGGUCCGUCGGCGACCAAGUUCACGGAUAAGCAGUAUUUGAAUAUCUUGGAGUGUAUGGGACAAUCUGUCCAUAUAUUCGAUCUCAGCGGUCGCAUAAUCUACUGGAACCGAACUGCUGAAAACCUAUAUGGUUACUCUGCUGCAGAAGCCCUUGGAAAGGAUGCCAUCGAACUUGUAGUCGAUCCCCAGGACUUUGGUGUAGUUAACAUGAUUGUGAACCGUGUCAUGAUGGGGGAGCGCUGGACUGGACAGAUCCCCGUCAAGAAUAAGAUGGGAGAAAGAUUUUCAGCAGUUGCAACGAAUACUCCAUUUUACGAUGACUAUGAUACUUUGGUCGGGAUAAUUUGUGUGUCGAGCGAUUCAAGGCCUUUUCAGGAAAACAGGAUUGCAGCCCCUGAUUCAAGACAGAUGGAAACAGAUACAGGCCUUAGUCGACUCAAAAACACAGCUACAACCAAGCUCGGUCUCGAUUCCCAGCAGCCUCUUCAAGCUGCAAUUGCCUCUAAAAUAUCUAAUUUGGCAUUCAAGGUUAGCAACAAAGUGAAGUCAAAGAUUCGGACGGCAGAUAAUAACACGGACCGUGAAAGUGAGGCUGGUGAUGCUCCUCACUUGGAUCAUGGGUUUUCUGAUGAUCAUAGGGAUGAUGCUGCUUCAAGUGGAGCUAGCACACCCAGGGGAGAUGUACCUCCAUCUUCUUUCGGUGCAUACUCUCAAUCGGAUGAAAGGUCUCCAGGAAAACCCCAAAGAGAUUCUGGUGACGAGAGUGAUAAACUUGCACUUCACAAGUUACUUACAUCAAAGGCAGAGGCAUGGAUUGGUAAACAGGGUUUAACCUGGCCAUGGAAAGGAAAUGACCGUGAGGCUGAGGCUAGAGCUGAACAAUCUGACUUGCCUUUUUUGCAUAAUAGUCAAGAAAAUGAGUCCAUACAGCUGAGAAAUUCCUCCGGUGCUAAAUCAGAAAGUCAUGCUGGUGAAGGUAACCGUUCUGGAAACAAUGAAGCAACAGGUUCUUGGUCAUCUGUUAAUGUUAACAGCACGAGCAGCGCCAGUAGCUGUGGUAGCACUAGCAGCAGUGCCAUUAAUAAGGUGGACAUGGAAACUGAUUGCUUGGACUACGAGAUUUUGUGGGAAGACUUGGCCAUUGGAGAACAGAUUGGGCAAGGUUCUUGUGGAACUGUCUAUCAUGCACUGUGGUAUGGAUCAGAUGUUGCAGUUAAAGUAUUCUCCAAGCAAGAGUACUCUGAAGAUGUGAUCCAUUCUUUUAGACAAGAGGUCUCCCUCAUGAAAAGACUUCGGCAUCCCAAUGUUUUGCUCUUUAUGGGAGCAGUGACUUCUCCUCAACGACUCUGCAUAGUGACGGAGUUCCUCCCACGUGGAAGUAUGUUUCGCUUGCUACAGAGGAACAUGGGCAAAAUAGAUUGGAGACGGCGUGUCCACAUGGCUUUGGACAUAGCAAGAGGCAUGAAUUAUCUGCAUCAUUUCAACCCACCGAUCAUUCAUCGUGAUUUGAAGUCCUCAAAUUUAUUAGUGGACAGAAAUUGGAAUGUGAAGGUGGCUGAUUUUGGUCUGUCACGUCUCAAACAUGAAACUUUUCUCACAACCAAAACUGGAAAGGGAACGCCUCAAUGGAUGGCACCAGAAGUUCUUCGUCAUGAGCCUUCGGAUGAGAAAUCUGAUGUAUACAGCUUUGGAGUGAUAAUGUGGGAGCUUGCAACUGAGAAGAUCCCUUGGGAUAAUCUCAACUCAAUGCAGGUGAUUGGCGCAGUGGGGUUUAUGAACCAGCGGCUUGACAUCCCAAAAGACUUGGAUCCUCGGUGGGCAUCAAUAAUGGAGAGCUGCUGGCACAAUGAUCCUCAGAGCCGGCCAAGCUUCCAGGAACUGUUGGAAAAGCUCAAAGAUCUCCAGAGACGGUAUGCCUUACAGUUCCAAGCUGCCCGCUCUGCUGCUGCAGAUGCUGCCCAAAGAGAUCAGCCAUAAAAACAUCAUGUGGCAUAAGGCGCUUGGUACGGGUCUGAUCUUUUCACCAGAGAUUCUUAGGGAGCCAUUACCCUUAUGGUAUCCUAGCAAGUCUUUGAUUGCAUUGGCGGGAUCAGAAUUUGGAUUAAGCCAUGACGAGUUCAGUCGUGGAGUUUGGAGGUUCUGGCCUAUAGGUUCCUUUGGGCCAAAUCAAUCCCAGCCAUUGAUGACUAAUGAUUCGCGGUGAUCGAUGGUUGUGAUUGACCCAGUAUAGAGAAAUUUCUCUUCUAGGCUGGGCAUAAGUUGUAAAACUUUGGCUUGGAGCCACAUUUUUAGUUCAACCGAGGGAAAAGCCGGAGUAAAUGCUUGCCAAUUCUGAGGGCAGCACCUGUUCCGAUUGGGGAGAAUCAGUCGAGUUUGUGGUGUUUGUUUAUUCAAUUUGAGUCGCAAUGAUAUCGUGACAAUUUGUUUUGAAGUGCUGCGUGCCAUUGGCAUGGAGCCUCUUCUUCGAUUCAGUCCAUUUGUGAUUUCAUAUGUAGGAGGUGAGUGAUUUUAGGAAGGACUCAGAUAGAGAACUGUACAAAGAUUGAAGUAAUUGCUUCAGAGGUACAUUACAGAAGUAAAACAGAGUUUGAAUGGUCAACUUCUCUGCA